Molecule: messenger RNA, 2229 nt
Organism: Lipotes vexillifer (Yangtze River dolphin)
Lineage: Eukaryota; Metazoa; Chordata; Mammalia; Artiodactyla; Lipotidae
Gene: DTX3L
Product: deltex E3 ubiquitin ligase 3L
Exons: 5
Coding region: 1-2229 (742 amino acids)
Biological process (GO): protein ubiquitination; Notch signaling pathway
Source: RefSeq, a predicted model, not a curated record
AUGCGGAGAGCCAUGGCUUCGAACCUCUGCCCGCCGUCCCCGCUGCUCGUGCGGGUGUCGCAUCCCGGCACCCGCCUACCAUGGAAGCUGGAAAAGUACUUCCAGAGCCGGGAGUCGGGCGGCGGGGAGUGCACCGUGCAUGCCCAGGACCGCAACGACCCCAACUCGGACACCUUCCGGGUGCAGUUCGUGCAUAGGGCGAGUAAGGAGCGAGUGUUGAAGAAAGGAAAGCACCAAAUCGUGGUUGACAACAAACCUGUGACUAUUUUCCUGGAACCCAAUGAAAAUGCAGUAGAGAACACCAGGAUGUCUUCUUUGACACAGUCACGAAAAGGGGCAAGCCCUGGUGAGAAGCAUUCAAAUGAAAAGGACAUUUCUAGCGCUGUGGAUUCCUGUGUCCAGAAGAUCUUUCUUACUGUCACAGCUGAACUGAACUGUCACCUGUUCUCUAAAGAGCAGAGGGAACACAUCGCCAUUCUCUGCCCCAGUGUCGAGCGAGUGAAGGGCCAUGAAGGAAUUGAGAAAGUGCGUGGUGACUUCAGAGAUAUUGAAAAAAUACAUGGCUUCUUGAGUGAACAACUCCUGGAAAAGGAGCAGAAACGAGAAUCUUCCCCUUUGACAACAGAGAGGGGGCCACUCCAUCAGCAGGACGGGAACAGCUGUGUUUCUCCCUCUGCACCAAACACCAGGUCGGAAGAAAAAAGCAACUGUUUUGAAGUUCCCUUGGCUUUCUUUGAAUACUUCACAUACACCUGCCCUGAUAAAAUAUACUCAAUAGAGAAAAGAUUUGGUACAAAAAUAAAAACUCAGAAGAGUUCUCCGAAUAUGGUCUAUUUAGACUUCACCUCAAGUCAAUCAGGUAACCUCGAAGCAGCUUGCGAGUCUUUUGUCAGAGAAUUUCAGAAGAGUGGAGACUCUGUGAUACAGGAAUGUGUUACUCUGGCAGACAGUAAGCAGGCACACAAAAUCAAACAGGAAUUAAAUCACCAGUUUACAAAGCUCCUCAUAAAGGAGGAAGGAGAAGAAUUAACUCUCCUUGGGACCGCAUGUGACAUUUCAGCUGCCAAACAUUUUCUUGCCUCAGAAAUCUCUGAAAGUCUUGUCAAGGCACCUGUGAAAAUAUUGACCCCCAAGCACACGAUGAAUGGAAUUGAGGUUGACACUGCUCACUAUAAGCUUUUAGAAGCAGAGUUACUCCAGGAGAUAUCACAGAUAGAAAAGGAGUACGACACUCAAAGUAAGGUUUUGGGAACAAGUCAGAAAACCUGCGUUCUAUUUGAACCUAAAACCAAGGAGUUAGAUCUAUCUGUGCAUGCUUAUUCAAGUUUCAUUGAUGCCUAUCAACAUGUCUCAGGUCAGAUUAUGAGAGAGGUUCUUUUGCUGAAACUUUUGGGCAAGGAGAGAAAGCACUUACAUGGGACCAAGUUCUCUGAUGACUUUCGAAAAAGGCAUCCAGAUAUAGACUUUGUGCUAAAUCAAGAGUCAAUGACUUUGAUUGGGUUGCCAAAUCACCUUACGAAGGCAAAACAGUAUGUCUUAAACAGAGCGGGAAUGUCUCCAUUAGCUAGAGAGAAAUGGAAUGAAACACCCACAGACACUGAUAGUAAUGGUUCAAAAACAGCUUCACCAACAUUGCAGCGCUCUACCAGUUCUGAGGUGUCAGGAGUGGACAAGGAAAAGGACAUAUGUACCAUCUGUUUGAACACCAUUAGUAACAGACAAGUGCUCCCAAAGUGCAAGCAUGAUUUCUGCAGCCCUUGUAUCAACAAAGCCUUGUCAUAUAAGCCAGUCUGUCCUUUGUGCCAGACUUCCUAUGGUGUCCAGAAAGGGAAUCAGCCAGACGGAAACAUGCAUGUCAUUUUCAAAAGAGACUCACUUCCAGGUUAUGAAUCCUGUGGCACCAUUGCGAUUACUUACAGUAUUGAAGGAGGCAUACAAACAGAAGAGCACCCAAACCCAGGAAAGAGAUUUUCUGGAAUAUGUCGAACUGCAUACUUGCCUGAUAACAAGGAAGGAAAUGAGGUUUUGCAUCUGCUUCGUAAGGCCUUUGACCAAAAACUGAUUUUCACAGUGGGAGACUCUCGAGUAUUAGGAGUCUCAGAUGUCAUUACGUGGAAUGAUAUCCACCACAAAACGUCCAGGUUUGGGGGACCAGAAAGGUAUGGCUACCCUGAUCCUGGCUAUCUGAAACGCGUCAAACAGGAGCUGAAAGAUAAAGGAAUUGAGUAA